AAGCGCUCAUAGAUAUUACAGGCUAGCUGUGAAUUUCUACGAGACAACGUAUCAGAGUGCUGUUCAAAAACCGAGAAAACAUUGAAGCUAAUGAUGAAUGAUGAAACGAGGGGAUGCAAAUGGAAUGUGCUGGUCGAAAGCCACCGCGAGUUAUCACGUGCGGUCUCAUGUUUCCUGCCGGCCCGGGGGUUUAAAGCAACGCGUCACAGUUUGGAGAACAAAUUUUAUAUCCUCCCUUUAAACACUUCGAUGAUGGCCAUACCCAAAAACUUAUUCAACUCCCUCUUUGCCAAUUGCACAAUUCCACCAACUCUCGUUAUCGGAUCAGCGUUACUUUCUCGACGUUAUGGACAAAAGAAGGAAGUCCACGUCCACCAUCUUCUGUGCAAGCACACCUUUGAUGUCGACCUUUUUGAAGAGAGAAGAGAUGUGGAACUGCGUGAGGAUUCCAAGGGCGGCUAUCGAGAAGUACCUCGAAAAGGUUGGCCAGACACCACCUACAGAACGCAGGACUCUAGCCGCCUUUCGCACAUGCUUCUAGGACGGAAGGACCUGUGAGGAUUUAGGAUUCGAUCUUAGAAGCAAGAUUUGUUUCAUUGGAACUCUUGCAGAUGCUUUGUUUCCUACAUUGGGGUGGCUAUGAACUUUUUGCAUGUUGAAGUUUUGUUUUGCUUUUCCUU
Mollisia scopiformis is the source of this 680-nucleotide messenger RNA. RefSeq lists its product as uncharacterized. The transcript has a single exon. Lineage: Eukaryota; Fungi; Ascomycota; Leotiomycetes; Helotiales; Mollisiaceae. The record is from RefSeq and is a predicted model, not a curated record. The coding region runs from base 91 to 558 and encodes 155 amino acids.